UAUUACAUCGUGUUUGCUGGGCAUAUUUUAUCAUAGUCACACCGCUCGAAUCUGAGGCCGGAGAGGGCAUAGACUGAAAUCGAUUUCGCUUAAUAUCCACACUUUUUUAUCAUUAAGCUUAUAGUUGUAUGAAAAUUAUAUUAUGAAUUAAUAGUUAUAAAUUGCCCAUGGGAUCGCACGUAUUUUAAGGCCUUUUGGAGAGGGGAGAGGACUCUUUGUGCAAAACAGGUACUUAUUGCGUCUGAUUCUUAAUCCGUCGUUAUGCAAGAGCAUAAUGUAAAUUGUCGCAGCUAAUAUCACGCCUGCCACAGGCGCGCGCGUACACACGGAGUGACGGAAUUAUUGAAUUAUUAUGAAGACAGCGAUUAAUCAAGAUUUCAUCUUAAUUCUCGACACGUUUCUCUUUUUCCUCAUAUAUGCACGACUUACGUAUGACAACACGAUUCGAAGAAUCGUAAUGAUUGCAAAUUAGUACAAACUAACUAACCUGUAAUCGUCGCUGCCUUAUGCUUAUAUAUGAACGCCUGUCCACGCCUCUAGCAGACAGAUAAACUGCAAAUAAAUGUGCAUUGUGAUUCGAAGGACUGCAUAAUGUUCGAGUUACAUGAAUCGUCAAGUCGCAAUCUCAUAUUAGCUGGUCAGAGGACUAAAUUAAACGAUAAAAAGCCGAGUCUAUUAGAAAUAUGCGAUCUCGAAUUAGUGAUAAGCCACGGAGGAUGUGAGAAAAUGACGUGGGCUGUAAAUAUAAUUUGUCUACUAAAAGCGUGACCGACAUAACUUUUAAUCUAUUUGUUAUAAAAGAAUGAAAAAUAUAUAUAUACAGGGUGUCCCAAACUAAUCUCAGUUAUGUGGUGUGCAAAUAGAACGAGUGAAACUGAACAGAAAAGUUCUACAUCAUUUUGCAAGGAUCUUGGGAUAUCACUCCGAAAAUUGGCUUCGAUCUUAGGUGUGAAUAAUACCACCAUGCGAAGAAUUGCUGAGGAGGACCUGAGAUACACAUCUUACGUCAUUAAAGUGCGACAAAUGCUUUCGGAAGACGCCAAGAUCAAGAGAGUCACCCGCUGCCGCUUGUUGCUGUACUCGCUCAAGAACGAAGCAUUUGGCCGCCUCAGAUUUUUUCAGACGAGAAGAUCUUCACUGUGGAUGCCAAGGUGAAUCGUAGGAAUGAUCGUUGGUCACCCAAGACCCCGAGGACAUCCCUGUUGUAGCCAGGACAAAGUUUUCAACGAGCGUCCACGUGCUCAGCAUCGUCUCCAGAUGGUCAUGCCGCCUCAUUUCUUCGAGAAGGGUGAAACGGUCACAAAAGAGGUGUACGUACAGGUUUCAUCGACGGUAGUAAAGCCCUGGAUGGUGAAUGUAGCCUCAGAAAGGCUGUACAUAUUUCAACAAGACGGCGCACCCGUUCACACGAGGCACUUGGUUCAAAACUGGUUCUCUGACAACGUCGAUGUUUCGGUCAAAAGCGUUUUGGCCCCCAAAUAAUCCAGACCUUAAUCCAUUGGACUACUACGUUUGGAGCGUUGUUGAGAGAGUCAGUAAUAAGUCGAGACACCCUAAUAUGGCAUCUCUACGGACCACAAUUCAACAGGCAUUCGCAGACAUAGACCGAGAUCAAAUGCAGAGAGCGUGUUCUCGCUUCAGGCCAAGGAUCGAGGCAAAAGGCGGCUACAUAGAGUGAAAGUUUACAGAAAAUGUCCCAUAAAAAUAUAUGCAAGCCAUUUUUUGUAAGUUUCAUUUACUAUUUAAUAAACAACUUUUACAAUAAAAUGUAACUUUAGUCCCAAUUUCAGGGGGGCGCACCCUGUAAAAGCGCAUAGAUCGUAGAUUUACAAUAUAUAAUGAAAAACUCUACUAAAAAUUUCAUGACAAUCGUGGCUGUUGCGUCAAGAGAAAAGUUUCUCAAGAGCUGCGGUGCAGAGAUCGAAAUUACCUGGAAAAUAAUGAUGAAUAUAAAAGCGCAUAAAUCGUAGAUUUAUCAUACGAAAUCGUUCAAAGGAUUUCUCUUAUUUUAAAAAAAUGUUCAGAUCUGUCGGCCGCCUUCGCGAAAAAUUCAACGGCGAUUAUGGUUUUUGCGUCAAGAGAAGAGUGCUCUCGGGGAGUGCUGAGUAGAUUUUAAUCGUCAUUCGAAAGAAGAAAAAGUUGUAGGGCCCGACACGUUUGAAACAGAAAUGAAAACGCGAUUCAGCAUCUUUAUGAAAUUGCACCACUGGCACUGAUUGUGCGAUUGAACUUAACAGAGGGACGCUAUCAUAUGCUUGAUAUCGCCUGGACCGCAUUUUCCGGUUCGCACUAUGUCGCCAGCAUGUCGGGCUGCCGGAGAGAGCGACGCAGCGCGCGCGAACGCAUCGACUUCAUCCAUCGCGUCCCACACCGAAGCAUAUUUACCAAACGGCACGUUACGCGCACGUCAGUCACCAUAAAAAAGCGGCACGAAAGAGCUGUCCAUCUUAAUCGGGCGUCCGACUGUGGUGGAUUCGUCUGUCGAACGAGUGUGAUCCCCGAAAGUGCACGCCGUACUAGCCCGCUCUCUCGUCAUCACGGUCAUCACGUUCUCGACGUCGACGCCGCUAUUCAUCGGAAUUGUUCCGAGCGUGUUCUCUCCGAAAAGGAGGAAAAAGUGACGCGAGAGGGAAAACGUGCCGCCGUGAGGCCACCGGAAGCUUGAAAUCCGUCGGAACGAGUGCCGAGUGUUCUAGAAAGGAUUUCCGAAGGAGCGCGAGCGAGCGAGCGAACGAGGUGGAACAGCCCUCCGAGAGACGGAGACCCGAGGAAAACUCAGAGAAAAUCCAGUUUCGCCGCGAAGCACUGCAAAAUGCGCGAGUAGCGGCACUGCCAGUGAGACCUCUGCGCGCAUAAGUACAAACGCCGAAUAUGGGAGCAGGCCUACUACUCGCUGUGACAUUCACAGCGGUGGCGGCAUUGUCCGUGUCCGCGAAUAAUAUCAACGGACAAUGCCAAAUUUACAAUGGGAGCAGGAUUAAGUGCAGUUGCAUCGGAAACGAGGAGUUUUUCCUGCCGGACGAGUACAAUUACGCGAACAUCGUGAGCGUAACCGUCGCGGGAUGCGACUCGGCGGACCUCCAUUAUUCCAGCCUGACGGAAGCGACCGAUCUCGAGGAGAUGAUAGUCCAGAACAUCAGCGGCAGUCUCAACUUCGAGGUCUUCAUCACGUCGACACGUAUAAGGACGCUGAGGCUAUCGGACAUCGGCCGGAUACCGCUGAUCACGAGCGACACGUUCAUACGGCUGGCGAGCAUCGACACGCUGAUGAUCGAGAACGCGCACAUCGACCGGUUCGAGGAGGACUUCAGCGACAUCAACAUGACGCACUUCAGCAUGAGAAACGUCACGGUCGAGCGUAUGGGCCGGCUGAACCUGUCGGAGAACGGCAAGACGUUGUACAUCAUGAACACCGAGUUGCGGAACAUCGCGACGUCCUUGACCUUCAGCAACAUCGGCACCAUCGAGAUCGUCGGCUCCAAGUUCAGGCUGCAGAGGCCGGGCCUCGUAUCCGUCCUCGGCGGCACCGUCGUCGUCAAGGACAGCGUGUUCUCGAACGCGAGCAUGAACCUGAACGCGGCCGUCGCCACGAUACGCGGCGUCUGCGCCGACGGCAAAAGCGCUCUCCGGUUGUCCUCGAAGUACAUCGACAGUACCGACAACCAGCUGCCCAACGAGAUAGUCUAUCUCACGCGGGACAAUCAGCCCGCCAGGCCGGACGUCAACAGGAACAACACGGUCUGCAAAGCGGGCAACUGCAAGUGCCCGAAGAUCAGUGGACAGCAGCCGUGUUCCACCGCCUGCAUCUCGCUCCUCGUCCUCGGCUGCCUCUUGACAUCGUUUACGCUGUUCCGAGGAUUCGGAUGAACCGUUUGUUCAUGUUAAAAGAGCACUCUCAUUUGAAACUCAUUCCGCUCGGCAGGUGACUUUUAAGGAUUUCUUGGAAGAAACUGUAAGACUUUACAAUUCCGAAGUUUUGCAUAAAUAUUGAUCUGUGCUUUAACUGUAUACAGUAAUUUCUACGCAUUAUUAUCCUCAAUAUUAAUAAAGUUAGGAAUAAUUUUGUUAGCGCUGAACGUAAGAUUGGUUACCACGAUUCUAGAUGUUGUAUACAAUGAAAAAUAUUUUGUAUUUGCGUUAAAAUCGAUUCUUGUUAAAAUUUUUGGUGUUAAAUUUUAACAAAUUUCUAAAACCAAAAAUUAACAAAAUUAUUAAAUUAUAAUCUUGUGAAUAUCAUCUCUGCUAUAAUGAAAUCAAUAUCUUUAAUACUUCGAUUUUUUUAAAGAUUCCUAAAACUGAAAAACAAAACUGAUCCAAAAUCGAUUGUUCUCUCUUAAGCCAUGUUAUUUUGUAAAAAAAAAUGAAUCUGUAUUUUUCAUUGUAAUAAAAAUGAUAACUACAAAUUUAUAAUUUAAUCUUUUUUCAACGUUUUAGUUCAAAACCAUAGUGACAAACGUAGCAAUCAUGCAAACAAAACAUUCGUUCAGCGCUGCAUAAAAUUAUUUAUAACUUUAUUAAUAUUGAAAAUCAUAAUGUGUAAAAAUUAUUGUACAUAAUGAAAACAUAAAUAAACAUUUGCACAAUAUUUCCAAAUUGCAUAUCUUAUAAUGUAAAAAAAGAAAUUUCCAAAAAUCACCUACAAAACAUCGUUUCAAAUGAGAAUACCAUCUUAAGUCUGUUCUUUUUAGCUGAACUACUUGCAUUAGAACUUUGUACCUUUUCUCUUCAACACGCGUUAAAAUAAUAUAAUUGUUUCACUCUAAAAAUAAAAAAGUGCAAGCUAAUUUACCUAAAAAGAACAGAUUUAUAACAGCGUCUUCUAGUUAAAUUUCGUCAUGAUGUUAUGAACGAUAAGAGGGAAACGAUCUUAACGAUGUAAUCUACGAGAGAAUUUUAGUUGAAUAAAACUAGUUUGUAAAACAAAGCGGUCAGUUCGUCUAUCAACUCAACUGAUUGUGUAGGUUGAGAUAACUAUCUUGAAUAUCUUUGAAAAAUAUCAAUAUUUUUUCACAACCAAGUGAAAAGGAGUUUAUAUUUACAGAAGAUAUUUGAAGUGAUAAAAUUGGUAUCAAUGCCAUGUCUAUUAAAUAAAUUUCUCUUCUGCUCCCAUAUUUCGAAGAUAUUCGAAGAUAUUCAAGGUGGUAAUAUAAUAUAUAUAAUAGUUAUUGCUUUACUAUAUAUAAUAAAUAUGCGGCCAAAAAAGGUUUGUACCCAAAAUAAAGUCAUAUGUACACAUA
Messenger RNA from Dinoponera quadriceps, 5237 nucleotides. RefSeq lists its product as uncharacterized. Bases 2872 to 3867 code for a protein of 331 amino acids. The record is from RefSeq and is a predicted model, not a curated record. NCBI's taxonomy places the organism in Eukaryota, Metazoa, Arthropoda, Insecta, Hymenoptera, Formicidae. The transcript is spliced from 3 exons.